AUGGCGAGGGGCGCGACCGAGACCUCGGCGCUGCUCGGGCGACCGAGCAGUGCGCGGGGGACCGGGCUCGCGGUUUCAUCGUCGGCGGCGUUCGACGACGCGCCGGGGGACGUCGAGGGGGGCUUCGCUCCGGACGCGCGACCUUCCCAACAUCCGCAACAUCUUCGGACGAAGGGUCGCGGCCUUCUCGCGCGGGCCGUGGCGGGCGCGGCGCUGGUGGUGGCGUGCGUCGCGCUCGCGGGGUUCGGAGCAUCGCGGUACACCGUGUGGAGACUGGGCGACGAGCCGGUCGCGGGCCUCGCCGCGUCCGCCGCGACGGCGCCGCAGACCAAGCCCCGGCUGCUCGUCGCGGUCAUCUCCUGGCAGGGCGGGUUCGACGACACGGACGCGCAGGAGCGGACGUGGCUGCCGCUGCUGAAGGAUUCCUCGCCGGACAUAGAGGUUGACUACCGAGUGUUCAUCGGUAGGGAUCCCGAGCCGACGGGCGAGGGCGAGGAGACGGAGAUACCCGCGGAGGCGUACAGGAGGCGGCGGAUGCUGCGCUUCGAAGGCGAGCAGACGCGGCGCGGUCCCAGGGUUGAGAACAAGGCUGAGAUCUCGCCAUCCGCCGGCGCGGGGGGCGUGGCCGGGGUCGGGGGCGGCGCGGGGGGCGGCGGGGCGGUCGCGGCGACGACGUCGAACGUCGACGGCGCGGGGGCCACCUCGUUCGAGUUCGAUUUCCAGCCCAUGGACGAUCCGUUCGCCCAGGCGGACGACAACCCGCGCCGGGCUUCGCAGCUCCUGGAAAACUACGCGAGCGACGAGACUGUCAUCUACAAGGAACAGCAGACGGCAAACGACACCCCGCUAACCCGGACGGGACUGACCCCGGCGGACCACGUGGUUAAGCUCGACGUGGAUGACACCUACGAGGGUCUGCCUUCGAAGGUGGUCGCCGCGAUCCUGUGGGGCACCGCGAACGAUUACGACUACUUCUUCAAAGUCGACAGCGACGUGUUCAUGAUGCCGACAAAGUUCAUGGCGUUUCUCAAGCGCAACGCCAUCGACAAGGGCGUGGACUGGAUGGGCAGCGAGAACAAGAUGCGGGAGACGGACGAGAACCCGAGCGGGUGGAAGUGCUCACUGUCUAGGGUGUGGCAUUUCGGUAAGUGCAGCAGGCCGGAGCUGAACUCGAUGCCGUACGAGGGGGUGAACCCGAUUUCCGUGGACGGCGGCCACGGGUACUUUCUCAGCAAGCGCGCCAUGCGCGGCGUCACCGAGUACGUCGACGCGAUGUACGACCUGAUGGAGAAGAAUAAGUACGUGAACAUCUACGAAGACCAGAUGGUGAGCCACAUUCUGAUCAACCAGGGGUUUCUGCCCGUCGAUUUCACCGGCGUAGACGUGUUCAACGUCCCCGGGAUCACGCAGCUCGCGGCUCAAAACUCGUGCACGCUCAUGACGGGCCCGAUCGGCCCGGCGGUUGGCGAGAACCUGAACAAGAUGGCCAACCUGCGCAUGUCGACCGGGAUCAACAUGUACGAGACGAUAUUCGGGUUCACGCCCAUGAGCAUCGACGAGCGCAUGCUACCCAGGUCGCUUCUCGAGGUUGGCAUCCAGCCGUACGUCACGCGGGAGGAUAUGCUCCUCAAGUUUGGGUACUGGCAGCGGCGGAUGGAGAACGAGGCGGACUCCAUGCGCAACGAGGCGGAGGAACUCGGGGUGAAGCUUCCCGCGGACGAUGCGGAAGAUACGACUACAUACGAGACGAAGGGAGAAGGGGGCACCGAACCGGUUUCGGAGGCACCCGCGGCGGAGACGAAGGUCUAA
Messenger RNA from Micromonas commoda, 1809 nucleotides. Its product is annotated as galactosyltransferase. Gene Ontology annotation, molecular function: hexosyltransferase activity. The coding region runs from base 1 to 1809 and encodes 602 amino acids. The transcript has a single exon. Gene Ontology annotation, cellular component: membrane. NCBI's taxonomy places the organism in Eukaryota, Viridiplantae, Chlorophyta, Mamiellophyceae, Mamiellales, Mamiellaceae. The record is from RefSeq and is a predicted model, not a curated record.